Schistocerca nitens (vagrant locust) is the source of this 2348-nucleotide messenger RNA. RefSeq names its product low-density lipoprotein receptor-related protein 8-like. The transcript has 11 exons. The coding region runs from base 123 to 1841 and encodes 572 amino acids. The record is from RefSeq and is a predicted model, not a curated record. Lineage: Eukaryota; Metazoa; Arthropoda; Insecta; Orthoptera; Acrididae. Gene Ontology annotation, molecular function: protein binding.
AGCUGCCCGCCGCCGCCUCGCCGGACCCCAAGAAGGCGGCCGACGCUUCGCCGCUCUCCACCGUCAGCGCCAUCGUCGCCAAGACCUUCCCGCCGUCGCCGCUGCACAAGGCCGCCGCGCUGAUGUCGCAGCCGUCGCCGCGGCCGUCGAUGGACAACCGGCGCAACCUGCGGCGGUCGGGGCGCGGCGCGGGGGAUCCCCUGUCGGAGGCGCGCCUCAGCAAGCGGCGCGGGCCGCUGGGCGCCGCCUGGAAGCUGUCGUUCGCCGCCGGCGCCGGCAACCCGUUCCACCGCCACCGCCACAACCAACAGGCGCCGCACGCCGCCGGCUGGCGCAACGCGCUGCUCGGGGCCGCCGUCCUCAUAGCCGCGGCGCUCGCCUCGCUCGUCGUCGCCGGCGCCUGGCUCUACAUGUACACAGCACCCUCGAGCCAUACAUCAAUGGGGCCAGAGCGAGUUUUCGACACCGGCGAGGGCGUGAGCGUGGUAGCGGGCGAGUUCAGGAUCACCAACGAGGAGUUCGUUCCGGAGCUGGCCGACCCGGGCUCGGACGACUUCUCGCAGCUCUCCAUGCAGAUCUGUCGUCAGCUGGACGAGCUGUUCGGGCGCAGCGGGCUGUCUGGUCGGUACAACGGCUCUGCUGUGCCGGCGCUGGAGGCGGCGCAGCCCUCGGGCGUGCGCGUGCGCUGCCGCCUGCUGCUGCUCUCCCCGGAGCCCGAGCCCGGGCUGGCUGGCGUAGAAUUCCUGCGCGGGCUCAGGCACCGCCGAGGGCGUAUGUGGCUCGGGGACUUCGCCAUCGACGUCCAGUCCAUCGGCUUCCAAGCGGAGAGCGAGUCUGAGGACUCCCCGGAGACGACGACGGACGGGGAGGCGCAGCGGCCGCCGCCGCCGCAGCCGCAGUGGUCGGCGUGGUCGGAGUGGAGCGAGUGCCCGCCAGCCAGCGCGCCGUCGCGCUCGCAGAGCCGCAGCCGGCUGUGCCUGUCGGCGGCGGGCGCGCCUCUGGAGGACAUCGAGCCCUGCCUGCUGGCCGGCGGCGGCGGAGACCUGGAGGCGCGCGACUGCCCAGGGGCGGGGGCGGGGCCCGAGGGGCGCGCCGUCAUGGCCGCCAGCGUCUUCGAGGAGCCGGCCCCGCCACCCGACGAGGUCGUCGUCAUGGACCUGUCAGCUGGGAAUGAUGCUCGCCAUUGUGACGAGUGUCGGCCAGGAGAGGUGUGCGUCGCCCUAGGCACGGAGACGCUGCCCCUAUGCAGAACACCCAGUGAUCCCUCGGACCCAACUGGUUGUGGUGGGCUCUGUCAGCUGGGCACAGAGGUGUGCUACAAGUUGGACAUUGAUGCCUUCAGGUGCAUUGAUGAUUCUUUCUGCUUGCCCAGUGAAUGGCAAUGUGCAAAUCAACUGUGUAUUCCUGAAGUGAAGAGAUGUGACGGUCAUAUGAAUUGUUACGAUCACACAGAUGAAUAUGAUUGUGAAUGCAAUCUAGAGUCGAACUUUCAUUGUGGGAAUAGUACAUCGUGCCUUCCAACAAGAAAGAAGUGUGAUGGUGUAAUAGACUGCUGGGAUGGCUCUGAUGAGCUCAAUUGCACAAUAGCAUGCCCGAGUCCCCAGCAGUUUACAUGCACUGACGGUCAGUGCAUUCCCCGGUCACAAUUCUGUGAUGGUUAUGCAGACUGUUCUGACAAAUCAGAUGAGCCAUUUGGUUGUGGAGGGGAAUGCAAGAGCCAUGAGUGGGAAUGCAAUAAUGGACGAUGCAUUAUGAGGGAGGAGGUUUGUGAUGGAGAAGACACUUGUGGUGAUCUUUCAGAUGAGAAAGCUUGUCCACAGACAACUGAUGACCAACUGUGAAACUGUAACUGUGAUUUUCUUUUCAAGUUAUCUUUUAGCCAUCAGAAAUAUUUUACAUCUUUUAGUUGUAAAUUGUGCUAUGACAACAGUUGUAAGAUCACCCUAUGCCAAAGAUGUAAUUUCAGAAAUACUUAAUGUGUAUUACUCUAUUUAAGGUUUGUGGUAAUUCUUGAACAAUAAAAUGAACAGUAUUACCUGUGAGACUAAGUAAAUACUCUGUGUAAUAUAAAAAUGAUGUACUUUAUCUUGUAUAGUAAGUUGUUUUUGUAAUUUUUUUUUAUAUUAAUGAGAUGAUGUUACAUGUUAAACCCACAGGGUAAAUUAUCAUUAUUUCUCAAAGAAUUCUAUACUUAUUCCUCAGUGUGUUCAUAAAUGAGAUGAAACUAUUUUACUUAAUAUAAAUGUGUUAUUGUAAUAAUUUUAAAACAUAAAAAUGUACAUAUGUAAAGUAAUAUAUAAAUGUAUUUAUAUGUAAAUUUAAUAUAUUUUCAGCACAGGUUUAUGAAA